AUGUCUUUGCGAUCAACAAUUCUAAUUCUCUCAUUGCGUAGCGGGGCCAAUUGGAUCCAUUGCACCAGAACAAAUCCCAUGAUCGAACUGGCCGAACUGACCAAAACCCAUCUCGAGGACUGGGAUGGCGUCCAGGCGACCUUGGGGCCGAACGGAAAGCUCAUAGACGAGCAGACGGACGAUAAAAUCUCCAAGUUCGUAUGGGGGACCAUCAAUGAUGCCUUCGCAUACAGCGAGAAGUACGGUGACAGCAUUCCCCCCGAACGCAGCUUGCUGGAUUACUUCUCCGAGAAGGUGGAACAGACCAACUUCACAGCCGCGGAGAAGGCGCUUUGUCUGGAAUCGUGCAAGCUGUGGGGGACAUAUAUGGGAGAGCCAGUGUGGCGACAGAGCCUGAAGUUUUUCAAACUCGAGCAAUGUAUCGAUGGAACCAAUCUCUUUGUGACCGCCACCUUCAAGACUAUCCUUGAUGCCGUUGCCCGCACCGCGAAGCAACACGCCGACAUCCACCUCAGCGAACCCGUUACCAGAAUCGACGCACAGCCGCGACAAUCACUCACCUCCCGGUCUCCGAUCACCGUCACAACCUCCGCCAAUAAAACUUACACCUUCGAUGAAAUCGUUGUCACUAGUCCCCUGGGCUGGCUCAAAAAGAACAAAUCGAUGUUCAGUCCCGCGCUGACCCCCCGUUUAUCCGCAGCAAUUGACAACAUCUCCUACGGCCGCCUGGAAAAAGUAUAUGUGACUUUUCCGCGGGCAUGGUGGCACAGUGAGAGAACCAACUUCCAAGCCAUUGUCAACGGCUACCCACCCUUCACCCAAUUCCUCGAACCCGACCCAAAAUAUAUCUCGAGCACCGUACGCCCAGCCAACAUCCCUUGGAACCAAGAAUGUCUUUCUCUGGCCGCCCUGGGCAAGGACUUCGCCCACCCAACCCUCCUCUUUUACACCUACGGCGAUUGCGGGAGCUACGUCCUCUCGCAAAUUAAAGACCUACCCAAACAUUCGCAGCAGUACAAUGCCUUCUUAGACGCCUUUGUUCGACCAUGCUAUUCCCUGCUCCCAGAGUUCUCCACCUCCGAUCCAGACUGCGUGCCAACUGCGUUCCUUGCGACGGAGUGGCAGAAUGACCCCUGGGCUGGGAAUGGGUCUUACUGCAAUUUCCAGGUCGGAGUUCUGGAAGCAGACAAGGAUAUCGAGGUUAUGAGGGAAGGCAUGGGGAAAGAGAGGGGCGUGUGGUUUGCUGGUGAGCAUACCUCGCCUUUUGAGGGUCUGGGAACUACGACUGGCGCCUAUUGGAGUGGUGAUCGAGCCGCAGGGCAGGUAUGUGAGGCGUUGGGUUUGAGCGGAAAGGUAGUCGGGACUGGUCAGACUGUACCGAGGGUGUCACACUUGUAA
Molecule: messenger RNA, 1398 nt
Organism: Penicillium riverlandense
Lineage: Eukaryota; Fungi; Ascomycota; Eurotiomycetes; Eurotiales; Aspergillaceae
Product: flavin monoamine oxidase family protein
Exons: 2
Coding region: 1-1398 (465 amino acids)
Molecular function (GO): oxidoreductase activity
Source: RefSeq, a predicted model, not a curated record